UAGUGAUUAGCACCCAGCACUUCCCACAGACACCUAUAAAUCUAGCAGCAGCAGCAUCAUUGUUCUCCAGCAUCAGCACCAUCCUGCCAGCUGCGGCUGCAUCAGGUAGACCCACGGGAAGGCAUCAUCAGAGCAAGGGCAAGGAGUCAAGAUGGCAGGUAUCCUAGUUUGGUUUUGGAAUGAGAGAUUUUGGUUGCCUCACAAUGUAACCUGGGCAGAUCUGAAGAACACAGAGGAGGCUACUUUCCCCCAGGCUGAAGAUCUCUACCUUGCCAUCCCUCUGGCAUUCUGCAUCUUCAUGAUACGCCUGUUCUUUGAAAGGUUUAUAGCUAAACCGUGUGCUUUGGCUCUUAAGAUCCAAGCCUGUGGACCACAGAAGGCCCAGCACAAUGCCAUCCUGGAAAAAGUCUUUACUGCGAUCACAAAGCACCCCGAUGAAAAGAGACUGGAAGGACUUUCCAAGCAGCUGGACUGGGAUGUACGUAGUAUUCAGCGCUGGUUUCGGCAGAGAAGGAAUCAAGAAAAGCCAAGCACCCUGACACGGUUCUGUGAGAGCAUGUGGAAAUUUACUUUCAACCUUUAUAUAUUUACUUAUGGGGUCCGAUAUCUCAAAAAGACUCCUUGGCUCUGGAACACAAGACAGUGUUGGUACAACUAUCCCUAUCAGCAACUGACGGCAGAUUUGCAUUACUACUAUAUUGUGGAGUUGUCUUUCUACUGGUCUUUGAUGUUUUCUCAAUUCACAGACAUCAAAAGAAAGGAUUUCGGAAUUAUGUUUCUUCACCAUCUUGCAACAAUAUCCCUUAUCACAUUCUCAUAUGUAAACAACAUGGUACGAGUAGGUACCUUGGUGAUGUGCCUUCACGACAUGGCGGAUGUUUUGCUAGAGGCGGCCAAAAUGGCAAAUUAUUCCAAAUGUCAAAAACUGUGCGACCUCCUAUUUGUCGUGUUCGCUCUGGUGUUCGUGAUUGCUAGACUUGGUGUAUUCCCUUUAUGGAUACUAAACACUACUCUGUUUGAAAGCUGGGAAAUUGUCGGCCCUUAUCCCUCCUGGUGGGUCUUUAAUCUCCUGCUGUUACUGCUUCAAUCUCUGCAUCUAUUCUGGUCUUACCUAAUAGUCAAGAUUGCUUGUAAAGCCAUCUCGAAAGGCAAGACCGGGAAAUGGAAUCCUUUGCAUGUGUCAAAGGAUGACAGAAGUGAUAUUGAAUCCAGCUCGGAUGAAGAAGAUUCAGUACCACGCACACAGAAAUCACAUCACACCAGUACCAAUGGGGUCAACAGCUCAAAUGGAACAAAUGGUUACCUCACUGGUGCCGCACCUUCAGAUGAACAUUAGAGAAAAAGAAACAAUUCUUCAAUUGAACAAUAAACUGUUUGCUACAGGACACAUCUAGUAACUCGUGAAUGAGGUUUCUCCAUGUAUCUCUGCAUCAGAAACCAAUAUAGGAAUAUUCAAACUGUGCACUACCAUUAUUUGUCAUGACUUGAGGAAGGAGUAAUAAUGAGCAACAUGUGCGGGCAUGCUUUGGGUUUCAACAUGAAUCAGUAUUUUCAUCAGCCUGAACGUUAUAUAUUGUUCAUAUUUGAAGGGUAUGUCUGUUUGUAUUAGAAGGUUCCCGCCCAAAAAAACUCUGAUCACAGAUAGUGCUAAAACCUCCAGCGAUCAUCUAUAAUCAGGACAGGCAAGUCUUCUGUAAGUGUUCAUUUCCCCCCACAGCACCACCUCAGGUGAAAAGAAGCAUUACAUGAUGCUAGCUUUGUAAUGCUCAUCCAGACUGGGUCCUCCAGAGAGAUGCUGUUUGCAGCUGUUUGCUAUAUCUAGUUUAUGGAAGUAACAAAUGUGGCACUCAGAAUUUCCUAAUAGGAUAUAUGGAUUUUCUAAACCAGACAACGCCACUAAAGCAGUUGUUCACUUUGAACAACUCUCUUUGCUUCAAAUCUUUCCUGCAAUAAGCUACUGUAUUUGCAGAUGUCCCAGUGCUGGGACUUCUUUCAAUGAGUGCCAAUGUCAAGAGAACAGCAAGUCCCAGGAACCAGAUGUGAGUCUGAAAAAUUUCUGCAGACAUCUAACUUUUUGCAUCUUUUUCAAUUGAUGUCUAUGAAAUGUAAUAUCGCCUGAUCACUAAAUCAUCAUGGUGACUCCUACAGGGCUUCAGAUAUCUCCAGUAUUUUGUCACUACGGGGAAAAUGAAGCAUUGCUCUCUGUCCAUUAUUCAAGUCAUCCAUUUAUUUCAGUAAAUUCAAAGGAAAAGUACUCAAGUUUUAUUUAUUUUUUCUUUAAAUUUCACUGUGUACGAUGGUGAUGAAGAUCUGCAGUGGUAUUACUCUUGAUUGAUAUACUUUUCAUAAUCAUCAGUUUGAUUUUCUGUGUCAGUGUGAUUAAAACUUGACAUAUUGUGGUAAAUUAUAGUUGUCAGUGUGUGCAAAUCAUGUACAUAAAAUGGAAGACAUAUAGAGAGCCUCAUAUACAAAGUGUUGUAUGAACUGUCGGAAAAGACUGUGGAGUCUUGGCCGAUCCUCAUGUCCUCUGAUGCUGAGGAGUGUGUGAUUUCCCCUGCAGAUUCUGCAGUAUUUCGGCCCAUUUUGGGCAUUAAGGUUCAAGAUUUAUUUUUUUCUAUUUCUUUUCUAUUGAUGUAGUUUCAAAGUCCUGUAUUUUUCAGCGCCACCAUAUUGGGUUGCAUAAAACUUACUGCUUAGCUUUUUUUUCUAUAGUUUUUGGUAGGGAAUACAAAAAAUCUGCAUUUCCACUACUGUCUUUAGUCCCCCCCCCGUACCCCCCCACUGUUUACAUAUGAUUAAUAUAACACUUUAGCUUUACCACGGCAUUUAAUAGGUUCAACAGCCAGAAGGAGAAGCUUCUCAGAUCUUGGCCAUUAUAGCUGGAGUCCAGGAGUUACUGCUUAGGUCCAUUAAUGAUCGCAAGGGUACAUCUGAGCCUUUGAGAUCACUGUGACUUACAUAAAGCAGCAUGGUGCCUUAAUUUACCGGGGACAUCCAUCCUUUACUAAGAGAUGGCCUAUCCUCAAUUCCUUAGGAUAGGCCAUCACUAGCUGUUCGAGACCCCGCACUCUCCUCGAUCAGUGCUUCGGUUGUAGCUCUAUUGACGGAAGUCGACAUCAGAACUACAAAGCACCUUCUUAUAGUGAAGGGAGCUUAUUAAUACAUAACAUUGACUUCAGUGGGAGCAAUUCUGUAGUAAUGAGCUCCCUCCAGCGGGAAGUUGACACAGAUGUUUGGUUCCGGUGCCGACAGAGCUACACCCAAACAGAUGAUUGUCAGGCCCCUGCCAAUCAGCUAAUGAUGAGCUAUCAUGACGAUCCAAGGACUCUCCUUGACCUAGAGAGUCCACCUUGAGCUUCACUCCUGGACCCAGAGAGCUUGUUUGGGACCCUGGUCCAAUGACCAUGGGCCAGGAUAGACAUAAGAGCUAAUUGGGACCCGGAUCCACUGACCACAUGUCUGCACUAUUAAGGCGCAAUCUUAGAUCAUAACCACUUUUCCUGUCCCCA
Messenger RNA from Bufo bufo (common toad), 3509 nucleotides. RefSeq names its product ceramide synthase 6 (gene CERS6). NCBI's taxonomy places the organism in Eukaryota, Metazoa, Chordata, Amphibia, Anura, Bufonidae. The record is from RefSeq and is a predicted model, not a curated record. Gene Ontology annotation, biological process: ceramide biosynthetic process. The transcript is spliced from 11 exons. Gene Ontology annotation, cellular component: membrane. The coding region runs from base 152 to 1336 and encodes 394 amino acids. Gene Ontology annotation, molecular function: DNA binding; sphingosine N-acyltransferase activity.